Molecule: messenger RNA, 2094 nt
Organism: Hibiscus syriacus
Lineage: Eukaryota; Viridiplantae; Streptophyta; Magnoliopsida; Malvales; Malvaceae
Product: cyclic dof factor 1-like
Exons: 2
Coding region: 115-1662 (515 amino acids)
Biological process (GO): regulation of DNA-templated transcription
Molecular function (GO): DNA binding; DNA-binding transcription factor activity
Source: RefSeq, a predicted model, not a curated record
CAGUCAGCUUUUUCUACAUAACUUUCUCUCUCUAGAAAGUUUGAGUUUUUAGUUUUGUGUUUGCUAAAAGGAUUUAGGGAGAAGAGAAGAAAAAAGAGAGAGAGAAAACAGAAAAUGUCGGAACCAAAAGAUCCGACGAUCAAAUUGUUUGGGAAAACGAUCCCUUUGCCCGAGAAAUCUCCCAAAGUAGCAGCAGGUGACUCGUGUGCUACUUGUGGUGAUGAAAACACCAACAAUGAUGAUAUUGAUCAAGAUCAUUCUUGUUCCACAAAUUCUUCACCAAAGGAAAAUAAAGGGGAAGAAAGAGAAGAACCUGAAAAGGACAUUGCGGGAGAUAAAACAACAGACGUUGAACAUGAAGUUGGAGAUAGAAAAGAGGACGGAUCUGAACAGGAUGAUAGUGCUCCUCUGAUUACUUCUGUAGAGUCUACAAAUCUGGAGGCAACCUCCGGAGCAAGUGACAACUCUAAAACACCUUCUGUCGAUAAGGAGAGCCCUGCUUUAAAAACUUUACAAACAGAAGAAGAUCAAAAUGAGACAAGUAAUCCGCAAGACAAAACCUUGAAGAAACCUACUAAAAUUCUUCCAUGCCCCCGCUGUAACAGCAUGGACACCAAGUUUUGUUAUUACAACAAUUACAAUGUCAAUCAACCCCGACACUUUUGCAAGAACUGCCAGAGAUACUGGACAGCUGGUGGGACUAUGAGAAAUGUGCCCGUGGGUGCUGGGCGUCGCAAGAACAAGAGUUCAGCUUCUCACUACCAUCACAUAACUGUCUCUGAAGCUCUGCAGAAUGCUCGUGCUGAGAUUCCUAAUGGAGUUCCCCAUCCGGCACUAAAAGCUAAUGGUACAGUUCUGACCUUUGGCUCGGACGCACCCCUCUAUGAAUCAAUGGCUUCUGUUUUGAACCUUGCAGAUAAAACAAUGCAUAAUACCACUCGGAAUGGUUUUCAUAAGCCUGAGGAGUUAAAAAUUCCCGUUUCUUAUAGAGGUGGAGAAAAUGGGGUUGAGUGUUCAAAUGGAUCAUCUGUUCUGACUUCAAAGGAUGAGGCAGGUAAAGCCGGGUCGCAAGAUCAAAUGAUGCAGAAUUGUCAGGGUUUUCCACCUCAGAUGCCAUGCUAUCCCGGGGCGAUUUGGCCUUACCCAUGGACCGGAGCUCAAUGGAGCUCUCCUGUACCUCCACCGGCUUUCUGCCCUCCAGGCUGCUUUCCAAUGCCAUUCUACCCUGCAGCUGCUUACUGGGGUUGUAACGUACCAGGCACAUGGAACGCCCCAUGGCAGCCUCAGCCUUCUACUCCAAAGCAAACUGUACCAAGCUCCGGUCCCGAUUCCCCUACCUUGGGAAAACAUUCACGAGACGAGAACAUGAGCAAACCAAACAACUCUGGAGAGGAGGAGCCGGUAAAGGAAAAUAAUGCUGAGAGAAGCCUUUGGAUUCCGAAAACAUUGAGGAUUGAUGAUCCUGGCGAAGCAGCAAAGAGUUCUAUAUGGGCAACACUCGGCAUUAAGAAUGACAAAUCUGAUUCAAUAGGCGGCGGACAACUGUUCAAAGCAUUUCAAUCAAAGGGUGAUGAAAGGACUCAGGUUCCUGAAACCUUUCCAGUCUUGCAGGCAAAUCCAGCAGCAUUGUCGAGGUCAAUAAACUUCCAAGAGAGCUCAUAAUCGUGUAAAUUAUGACUUUUAAUUGCUUAAUUACUAUAUGAAUCCUGUCCUACUUCGUUAGCCGCUUGGUCAUAUUCAUUCACCAUCCCCCCUCUAUAUAACCAACUCUCAAAGUAUGCUAACUGAGGAGAACAAAAGGAAGAGUCCAAUCAUAUGGUUUGAAGGCAGAGUGUUUAGGCUCAAGUAGAAACUGAUUUUUCUCUCCUGUUUUCCUUUUUCGGUUUAAUUUUGUUUUCGGAAUUCCUCUUCUUUCCAUUAAUGGCAUGAUCAGGGGUUUUCAGUUAGAUGGUUUGCAGAGUUCUGUACAUAAUAUAUAUAAGAUGGUGAGAGGUAGGACCAAGUAAGUUUAUUUUCCAUAAAUCCCCAUUGUAUUUAAAUAAAUUUGGGAACUCAAGUUUCUUUCAAAUCUCCCUUAAAUCUGUACUUUCUUUU